Dictyostelium discoideum AX4 is the source of this 714-nucleotide messenger RNA. RefSeq lists its product as hypothetical. The coding region runs from base 1 to 714 and encodes 237 amino acids. Lineage: Eukaryota; Evosea; Eumycetozoa; Dictyosteliales; Dictyosteliaceae. The record is from RefSeq and is a predicted model, not a curated record. The transcript is spliced from 2 exons.
AUGAAAGUUAUUUUAUCAUUAUUAUUAUUAACAUUAUCAGUAGCAACAGUAUUAUCCACAUCAUAUGUAAACUUUAUUCCAUAUGAAAAAGGAUCAAACUGUAACGGAGGUAACAGCCAUGUUAGAGGUGUUGGAUAUUCUGUACCAGUUGAUUCAUGUAUAACUUUUGAUUUUUUUAGAAAUUGGAAGUUUUCAUUAUCUUCAGAUUCCUCAUCAGUCAAAUACUCUUAUUUCGCAAAUGGUACAAGUUCUCACUUAGAUUGUUCAGAGCCACAAGGUGAAACUAUGGUUGUUUCCAAUGGUGAAUGCAUUGAAACUAUUGGUGAACAUUACUUUGAUGGUUAUUUUGCUCCAAAACAAGCCCACUCUUACUUGGUCACCAUAAGUAAUACACCAUCCUAUCCAAAAUUUUCAUGGGUAAAUUCAUUCACUCAUGGUAGUGGUUGCUCAACCAAUGAUAUUGUAUUUGCAUCAUUUGCAACCAACUACACUGCCAUCGAUACAGAAGAUCAAGAAAUUGUUUACUGUAAUGUUUACAAAGAAACCUAUACUCGUUCUUGUGGUGUUUACAAUGGUAUGCCAUACUGUUCAAAUGAAUUCUUUAACUACGUUUGUAUUACUGAACAACCAUUCCUUCAAUCAUCUGAAGAAGAAGAAAAAGUAAAAAAUCCAGUUGGUUUUUAUAAAACAUCCACUUGUAUGGGAGAUCUUUAA